AUGAAUCCAUCUUCUUCGUCCUUUAGUGUGCCAUCUUUGUGUGCUUUUUGUGCAAUGGACUCAUCGUCUAUGUUCUGUCUUGGUGAUCUCAUCCCAAUUCCCACAACGAGACAGCCUUUACCGAUCCCUCAGUUGAUUAUUGAUAAAAAGUAUAAAUCUUGUAUAUCAAAACCUGAGCAUUCCUUUAAAGCGUCUCUUCCUCUUACUCCAUCUUGCAACCUCGUUGGUCCUCAUUGCUCUCUUGAUUCAUGUCGGCGUUUGCAGGAGGGCCAAAUUCUUGAGGCGGAUGGCCGGCCUAUUUUAAAUGGCCUUUCGAAUGUAUUCAUCGAUUCGGAUGGCCGUCCUUUUGGUUUUAUUGAUGAAUUAGGAGAAAUUGGUUGGAAUCCUGAAGGUGUUAAACUUGUACUAGAAAAUCUCAUUGAGCCUUGUACAUCCGGAAAUGUUUUUUACGCUCAUCGUCCAUGUGCUUUAUGGUCUUUUGGUGUUAAAAUGACUGAGUCAGGAUAUUUUGAGGGCAUUGAAGAAGCGGUUGUCAAAGCCCUUGAAACCGUAUGCUCAUUGUGUCUUCGCUUUGGAGCUAGCAUUCCUUGUCGCGCUGACGGCUGUUCUCGUAGUUUCCAUGUUUCUUGUGCCUCUGCGGCCGGUUGCUUUCGGGAAGGCAAAUUGUAUCUUAUUUUCUGUCCAACUCACAUGGACUUGGUGAGCACAUUGGGAGAAGCAGCCUCGCCUUGCCCCUUAUGCGACCAGAAGAAGAACGUAUCUGAUAUGAUUUUCUGUAGCAGCUGUAGUACCAAUUUUCACAAUCAAUGUCUUGAGCCAUCUGGUGUACUCAGUCCUACUGUUCGAGUCGGUUGGCAAUGCCCCGAAUGCAAGACUUGCCUUACUUGCAGGGAAAGUAAGGACGAUCUGAAAAUGGUCAUGUGCGAUACCUGUGAUAGAGGAUUUCAUACAUAUUGCUUGAUACCACCGGUUACUGACAUACCUAAAAACGGAUUCAAAUGCGAGCGCUGUCGGAUUUGCAUGGAUUGUGGUCUUCGACAAUUUUCUCUUACAAAAGUUCCUUCGAAGAAAAGCGGCACAGUAGAUCAAGGAACCGCUAUUCGAUGGUACAAUAACUAUACUCUUUGUGACCGUUGUUUCAACACUCGAAAACUUCCGGCUAAUUGUUGUGCUGUUUGCGAACGUGCUUGGCGCUGCUGUCUCAAUUCAGGUGGAGCAACUUCUAGUUCAUGGCCCGGGCGGCAAUGCAUCGGGUGUCGUCGAAUGGUGCAUUAUGACUGUGAUCCGACGGGCCAAGCUUCACCCCAUUCCUCCUCUCCACUUACUGGUGCUGUUUCUGUUGGAAUCGGCUUUGAGGACUCUCUGGCUCCCUCUAAUAUGACUGUUGCCUACUUUUGCCCGUCAUGCAGAAAUAGGGAUUCAGCAAUCUCAAGUGAAGCCCACUCAGCAACUGCCGGUCUUCGUACAGGCCCUUUUGUUGUUGGUGCAAGUGGCAGUGAUUUGGGUGAUCCCAGUGCUAGUCCUUCACUUCCAGAUGAUUCACAGCUCAAUACUACUGCCUGUACUAGUGCCACCAUUGCCCAGCAACCAUCAGUUUCUACUCCCAGCGUCUUGUCAAAUAAGCUUUCUACUGGAUCAAUGGAUGCCGAUAAGCAGCCUAGUGCAGUAGCGGCUUAUUUGACCUCUGUAUCUCCUAAAUCUCGAGGUGAAAAGAUGGGAGUAGCUGGAGGAACCACACGUUCUCAUAAGUCUGUGGGUCGACCAGUAGGCAGUCUCACAAAGACCAAAUCUGUUUCGAUGGGUAUGGGAGAACUGACUAGAAAACGUCUGAAAACUGAAGGUUCAGAUGCAUUUAAGCAUAAGGUUUACGGUUCAGUUGCUUCAAAUUUGUAUCCAGUACCUCCGGUAAAGCCACCACAAUUCCCAAAGACUGCCACGGGUAAACGCUCAGCUUGCGGUUCAGUAUCAAGCUCGGCCAGUUUUAGUGGAACUCGUUCUCGAAGAACAAAGGGUCGCAAAGCUGGAAUUGUUGUAGAAAUAGCUCCAGCGCAAUCAUUCUUACCUUUUUCGGUUCAGGAUAUUCGGCCUACUGCCAACUCGAUGGCAGCACAUAGUGAUGAGCCAUUGAAUUCGAAAUGUCGCUUCAAAAGGCGAGGUCGACCAAGUAAUUUCGAGAGAAGUGUCCUGUCGGAAAUCCAAAAUAUGCGUCUUGUUCGCCAAGUCGACGACAGAUCUUGUUGGGCAGUUCGAAAUGAGUCCGGAGGGAAUAACGAAAAAGACGAUCAUCCAACCACUGUGAUAAUCGCCCGGAAAGAUGAUCGAUUUUCUCUGGAGCAGGAUAUAUGUGUCGCAUGUGGUUCCUUCGGUUUAGACACAAGUCCACUGAUUCCCUGUGCCCAAUGUGGUCAGACAUAUCACAGCUACUGUGGAGAUUUAAAAAACGUGGGUCGAACUAUUCGAGAGAAGGGUUGGCGCUGUCUUGAUUGCACAAUCUGCGAAAUUUGCGGUCAAGCCAAUGAUGAGGACAAACUGAUUCUUUGUGAUGAUUGUGACAUAAGCUACCAUAUUUUCUGCCUUGAUCCACCUCUUGCAGAUGUGCCAAAGGGGUCUUGGAAAUGUAACAAUUGCGUAUAUUGCCACCGUUGUGAGAAAAAAACGCCUGGUAAGAACUGCCAAUGGUGCGAAAGCUAUACUCUCUGUGGCCCUUGUGCAUCCCUUGACAAAUGUCCAGUGUGUACACAACCAUAUCAUGAUAUGGAACUUCUUGUCAAAUGUUCCGAAUGCAACCGCACAUUGCACGGUAGUUGUGAUCAAAUUCGCACUGAUGAUGAGGCUGACUUCGUAGUUGAUGAUGGGAGAUAUGCCUGCAUUCUUUGUCGGGAACUUGGGUCAAAAUAUGGGCCUAACCAUCAGCAGUUAUUGGACUUUCGCAAGGUCAAUGGUCCUGUGGUGCCAUUUCCUGCCACUUGGCGAUCGGAGAGUGUUGAUGGUUGUCUUGGUGAUAAGGCUGUUGGAAUGAAUUCUACUGGCUCUCUUGCUGCCCGAUCUGACGAUGAGCAGGAUUCUUCUGAUCCAACCCUCUUCUACAUGCAUGGAGUUGUGCUAACUCUAAAUGGGUUGAAUACAAUUCGCAACGCGAUGAUAAAGAAUCCACCAAAGCGUCCACCUACUGGGCCACGACAGAAAAAUCAUGCUUCAACAGCUAUAGCAGAUAAUCAUUCAGUUAUGGACACUGGUCCGCCUUCCGUUUACACACCGGUGGAUGAGGAUGUCAGUCAGCAUUCUGGUGUGGAUGCCGAUUCAGAAUUUACAUCUGCGGUCUACGGAGAAAUGGCAAAAUCGCCUCGAAGUGUCGUGUCGGAAGAGGAUACUGUCCAUGGUGGUGGUGCCACAGGGGAUUCAAGUUCAACAGCUACUACAAGUGGUGCUGCUACUAAUUCUGUCUUUGCAUCUGAACUUCCUUCGACACUUGGAUCUGGACCAUCCACCUCCCUCUCAAAUGCUCCUGGCGUUUGCAAAAAAGGUGGCGUUAAACCUAGCACACUUCCUCGACGUCAUUGCAAUCUUGGUUUGGGGGGUUUUCGUGCCAAGAUUCCUCGUAUUCAUCAGAAUAAGAAGUCACAAUUAGCUGCGGCAGUAGAUGCAGUGGUUCCACCAAUGGGUAAGAAGCGUCGUCCCAAUAAAAAGAAGUCGGAUUUGGAGGAAAUGUAUCCCGAUUACUUAAUGAAGGCCUUCUUCAGUGAAAAACUGCUUGCUUCAGCAUCGAAUGAACCUGGUGCUACGAGCGGAGCGGGCUCUGUGGUCGGCAUAAAACGCAGAAGAAAACCAUCUACCACAUCUGUUGCAGCUUGUUCAUCAAUUCCUAGUCGAUCUCUCUCUAUAACCGACCAGUAUUCACUCGGUGAAUCUGGAGGUUUCAGAAAAGCCGAAAGUUCAUGGAAUCGCUCGUCCCAAUCGUCCAAAAUUCCCAGUCCUAGAAGCAGUUUGACCUCACCCACUCCUGUUGGUGGCCCUAGCAUUCGAACAAGUCUUUGGCCUGGCGAGUCUCCAUUUGCUGCCAGUGCUGCCUCCGGAGUCGCUGCAUCGAGUGUGGAUGAUUUACUUGAAGACCCUUUGGACGAUAAUGAAUGCAUUGAAGAUGAAGGAACUAUUGGUAGCUUUGAGGAAGAGGCUAGGGAUGUCGAUGAAAUUUUCAAUGCUCCGUCUACUUCUGUUAGCGUGGGAGCAGAUGCCAAAUCACACGCCAUUCAGUCGCCAACUUUGAAAGCAAAAUUACAAGCUCCUUCACGUGAAACUGAACCCAGUCUAGAUGAUGUAAACGAAAUGUUUGUUGACGAUUUCCUGACACUGGCUAACAGUUUUCAAUCUGCUGAAACGACUGCACGUCUACUUCCAGUAACUUCCACUACCCUAACCGAAUCGUCUUCAUUAAAUCGUAUUCCUGGUGGUGUGCCGAUGAAUGUCUUUACCGAUCCCCCCUCUUCACAACAUCAACAACAAACACAAUCGUUUAUUGAUUCGAAACAAACUCAGGAUCUGUCUUCAAGGACCCAGGUAUCACAAGAUGCGAUAUAUCAACAGCAGGGUCGGCCCUUGUUCCCAGAUGAGGGGCAACGAAUGUCUCCAUCAGGUUCACAAGAACCUAAUCAAGAAACUACUCCUGCUACUCCAAGUCAGCAGUCACAAGUGGAUGUUCAAAUGUUGCCUGAAUUGAGUGCUCUUGAUAUCGAAUCUCAGUUGACAAAGUUUGAGAAAUCGGAUGGAGGGGGAAGCAGUGGUCUUCCAUCAGAUGUUGCCUCUCCACCGCCAAAACCUGAGUCACAGGUUUCUGCGCAGUCUCCUUUCUCGACAAUUCAGAAUGAACCUCAAUCAGCUUAUUCUGCAAGAACCCCCCAGCAAUUCCCUCCUCCUACUCCAAUGAUGCCACAGCAGCGACCACAACAAUUCUACGUUCCUCACCAGCAGCAACAACCGAGUUACUCUCCACCUGAAAGUACACCUCCGCCACCGCCUUAUCCAGGAUCAUCGUCAAGGCAGCCACCCCAAACACAAAGUCCUGUUGGUUGGAGACCGCCGACCCAACCACAAGUGGCCCAACGAUACCCCCUUCCCGUUCAAUAUCAAUCACAAAUGACUUAUCUAUCGCCCGGUCAGCAGCAGCAACAAAGAUUUACCGGUGCUUACCGAGGAAUGAGUCCAAGUCAUAUUCCAUCAGGCCCAUCAUCCAGUGGUGGACCGCGUCAAGCACAUUACCCAGCCUAUGAAUCCUCUCAACAGAUGCUCCCAUCUGUUGUACCAGCUCCUGAAGGUGGCUUGCUUUCAAAUCAACAACUGAAAACUAUGCUUCGACGGGAUAUAAGUUCUCGACGUGCAAUGGAGAUUCCGUUGGGUGUCUCUGGCAACAGCCAACAGCAACUUCCUGGAGAUGUUCUUGUGCCUUCAGUACUGCAGACUCAACCCCAGACCCCAUUGCCUCCAGGUUUUGAAGGUGGUCCAACGAUGUCCACUACGAGCAGCGCUAAUUUCGGCUCACGGCGUCUCAAUAGUGAGAAGUGGGAGGAUGAAGAACGGCUCGGUGAGAGGUCUUCUAUCGCGCCGGUGCUUUAUGCCAAUAUCAUGCAUCCCACUCUCAGGGCACAGUAUCCCGACUCGCGGACUAGGUUUCGCGAAAUACAAAAAUUGUGGCGUCGCCUUCCUUCUGAUAGGCGUUCUCAAUUUGUUACCCAAGCUCGUGCAAAUAAAACACAAUCUCGAGCAGCAAGCACCUCUCCUCGGGACCCUGGAGCAAGUAUUCAUACUCAGCACUUGAUGUUGCAGACGGCUGGUAGCGGGGUUAGUACACCUCUUUCUCCCCAUGUUCCCUAUCCACAGCAGCCUCCUCAAUCUUCAGGAAUGCCUCCUGGGGCGCCUGCUGGUGGCCACGGUUCCGGUGGCAACACGACAUCGAUUUUGCCGGACUAUGCACCAUCACCUGUGCCUACUCAUCAUCAGCCACCCUUCCAGCAACCUCAAAGGCCACUAUCUCAUCAAAUAAUGCAUCAACAGCAUAUUUCGCCCCCUUCACAACUCAAUGCUCAGUCUCCAAUACAAUCAAGAGUUCCAGAUACCUCUGCAUUUCCAGCUCCUGUGGAGUCAGAUCAGCAUUCGUUAGGAGUUGAGGGAGAAGGCGGAAGUAAUGCAAUUCCUAUGGAAGGACAAGUUGCUUCACAACGGCAGUCACCUACUUCUGCAGAAGAGCAGCCUGAGCAUCAUCAGCAACAACCACAAGGUGCUUUGCACUUCCAGGCUCAACACCGUGACCCGCCCUCUGUGUCGGCUUCACAGCCCUCUCCUUCUCUCUCACCUAGCAGCUCUCUUCUUGGUGGUUCUGUUGGGGGCUCGCAACGACGUGGUGGGCCCACAUCUCUGCCUCCAGCCCCUUCACAUUCUACUGAGCCUGUUUCCCCCGCCACCCCAUUCCAACAACAACAGCCUCACCUCUCUGCAGGCACCCCUGAUCAAUCCAUGAUGAAUCGCCCACCUCAACAGCAGCAACAGGGAGCACAUUUGCCUCCACCACUGCCGCCGCCGCCACCAGCAUGGCCUACUGCUUCUAGUGUGGAUUCACCAAUGCCACCACCCGCAUCGUCUUCACAACAACAACAACAACAGCAGCAGCAGCAGCAUGUUCGUUGGUCACCGGGUGUUGUUGGUGGUGGUAGUCUUGCCUCUCCCCUUUCUCCUGCCCAACAACAACAACAGCUCAUGUUUCAGCAACAUCAGCAGGAGAUGUUGCAUCAGCAGCACUAUCAACAGCAGCAUUAUAUGCAGCAGCCCCCGCAGACUCGUUAUGCAACUGGCUCAAUAAUGCAGCAAGCAUCAAUUCCCAUUCCACAACACUAUGGUGGUGGUGUUCACGGUCCGUCUAUUCACCAGGGCGGCCACAUUAGUUCUCAACUCUCGCAGCCUUCCACUUCCUUGCAAUCUCCAACACAAUCGGCUGGCCCAUCUCCCGGUGACAGAGAACGCCAAAGACUGCGAGAAAUACUUGCAAUGAAGAUGGGCAUGUCACCAAAUCCACCCCAGGCAACAAUGCCUCAACAAAAUCAACCACAGCCGACACAGCGCAUGUAUCAACAUCCACAUCUGCAGCAACAGAUGUAUUCACAUCCGGGUUCGAAUUAUAACUAUCCAACAGCACCACCGCAGCGACACAUGCGACCUCCAGCCCCUGGUUCAUUCUAUCCUGCCUCGUCUCCAUCACAACAGCAACAACUAGGAUUUACGCACGCAUCCUCGCCGUCGUUUGAGUCGAGUUUUGUCAUGCAACAGCAGCAACAACAACAACAGACUACGCGCUGUUCCAGUGGUUCCUCCCCCUCUGUUGCUGCCUCCCCCGGCAGUAGUGUUCCAGUCGGUGGCGGUGCUCAACCCUCUCUUUGUUCACCGCCUGUAUUACCGGCAACUUCAGUCGUUAGCGGUCAUCAGCAACAUCCACACCACCACACUCAUCCAGAAACUGCGCCUCCGCCACCACCUCCAUAUCAAGCAGCUACUCCCGCUUCUGCUGUUCCCAUUGACUCACCUCAUCGAAGUCCUUACCAAGCUACUACUACUGCGAAAACACCGAAUGCAUCUUCUACAACCAGUGUUGAAGAGGCGGGUUUUGAGCCUCCUGUUAUCUUUAGUCGAGUGGGAACUGGGUCUGUAAAGGAGAGGCCUCGAUUCAUCCCUCAACAGCAAAUGCCUUCCGCAGACACUGGUGGCGGUAGUGGAGAAAUGACCACAUCACAACAGCCCAUAUCUUAUUCCCAACAGAGAUUGUCCCAUAAGGGUCAAGAACAGCUACCUACUAAGGGCGCACCACAGUAUGAAUCGGAAUAUCGAUACCACCAGUCCCCAUCUCAACAGAUGGAGUUGCAUACUCAGACAAACCAAUCGUCUCAAUUCUUUUCCGCACCCCAACACCGUCAAUCCCCAAUUGAGGCGGCAGUUUCCGUGGGUAGUCAUUCAGAUUGCCCCGCACAAUAUCUUAUUUCUGAGAGCCAACCAUCGCAGCACUACAAUAUGGGUUACUUACCACCUUCAUAUUCAAGAGUCUCUCAGCCUGUACCUGGCUACGCCUCUCCUCACCUCAACGUCUAUGAGCAAACAGCUUUGCCCCAACAGCAAAGACAGUCGCCCUAUGCAACGGCCCAGACUACCUACAGUGUCACUCCACAGUCUCCAUACUCAGGCCACGUUCCUGGUGGUGAUCAAUCAUCACACCCGGGGGAUGAAAGUAUGCAUUAA
This is a messenger RNA of Rodentolepis nana, 8271 nucleotides long. Lineage: Eukaryota; Metazoa; Platyhelminthes; Cestoda; Cyclophyllidea; Hymenolepididae. The record is from the annotation of a GenBank genome assembly.